AUGAAAAGGCUCUUCUCAAGAUUUAAGCACUCGAUGCGGAUUUCCGUGUCUACCUCGGACCCAAUUCGUGCAGCGACCACAGGUCCAGUCGGCUCACCCCAAACUACCGGAGGACACCAGAAACGGGUGGUCUGCAAUGUACUACGUCGCAAUGCACCGGUGGAAGACCUUCCACUGGAAGUUCGGCACCACCCUCUUUGUAUGCUGGAACUAGAAACACUUAAGGAAUUAGUCCACGCGUCUCCUGUUUACCACCAGCAGUAUCUAACAACAUUGAGCACCGCUACUGUUGACGCUUGUGCUGUUUAUCAGUCUGGCUUGGUCAACUUUUCUUACUCGCGCACUAAAGAGAAAGUGAAUAUGUUUCUUCAAUCCUACCAGGACCAGCGGGGCUCAUCCCUGUAUUCAGUACCGAGGGAAAUGUCUAGCGUUGAUGCGCUCGUGGCCCUAGCGGUGUUCUACUUCUCAAUCGUCAAACCACUCGCAAAGUAUUACACUAGCUGGGCGCUGGGCAAUCUCGCCGCAGAGACGGACAAGCCACGAAGUAACGAGCCUCUAUGCAAGAUGCAAGAGACACGACUAAUACGUGCCCUGUAUCGGUUCCAGCUCUGCUGUAACCUGUUCGGAGCUGGCUGCCAGAAAUCCUCUCAGAAGCAAAGACUGGGCUUCGACUCUGUGGAGAUCGGGACGAUAUUCUUAGACUUAUUCGAGCCUUGGGAGGUCGAGGAAAUCUCCUGUAUCUAUCACUUCGCCAAGGAAAGAUAUAACCAGAUCUUUAACGACAUCCGCUGGGAUGUCCACGAAGAGAACCCAAAGUUUGAAGGACAACGGCCACCCACCCCUGAAGGAGCAUUUGACCUAGAUAAUAGUUGGAUCAGGGAUAGUCUCCUGAAAGGAACAAUCUCCUGCGGUCUUGACCUCUUGCAUAUGGUCAUCUCUAAGAUAAAGGACUACAAAAAUCUAGUCAUGACUAUGCAACAGCACAUAUCGUGGCCGACAGGCAAUUUCCUCGAGGGUGAAGCCCUAGGAUUGCCCUCGAAUCGGGACUUGCGACAGGAGAGAGGUGACCCACUGCCAUUCCAAGGAGAUGAGUUCCCCGAUGCAAAUGGAGUACGUCCACCUCUGGCUUGGACCCUGAUAUGGAAGGGAUCGUACAGCAACCUAUACGGAUACUACGUGCAGGAUGUCAUCCGCAGCUGGGGAUAUGUUAUGUGGGAUGCGACGCGACUCGACCGCACCGGCGCAAAAGAGCUUUUGGCACGACAGUGGGAGGCGGAUUGGGGGGACACUGACUCAAGAGAUAAUCUGCUGUAG
Aspergillus caelatus is the source of this 1314-nucleotide messenger RNA. RefSeq lists its product as uncharacterized. The record is from RefSeq and is a predicted model, not a curated record. The coding region runs from base 1 to 1314 and encodes 437 amino acids. Lineage: Eukaryota; Fungi; Ascomycota; Eurotiomycetes; Eurotiales; Aspergillaceae. The transcript has 5 exons.